UCGAGGAAAAAGAUUCGAGAAGGGAUGCGACGCGGAUGCGCCGCGGAUGCGCGCGAGCUUCACUGUCGCGAGGAGAGUUACUUUGCGAGAGCAAAGCCCUCUUCGUCGACGGGAGUUCCUUUUUGCGCCGACGCGGCCGACGCUUGCGUCGCGACGCCGCCCGCUACGAUAACCGCUCGAAACAAUCGAUCCAUCGAUAAUACUACCGAUUCAGGUUAUCUCUACGAAAUGACCAGAGACGCUAUCAAAGUUUACGCCAGAUUAAAGCCGCAAAAGGAUCGCCAAAAUCUCUUGGUAUUUUCCUCUUUAAUCCUAAUCAUUAUUAUUAUAAAAGCCUUCUCCCUUCAUCAGAAAUAUCGCGUACUUCGUCGACCGAACGAUCGCGAGGCGGACUCGUUGGUGUUGUUGGCACCUUUUAAGGUCGACGAGUUUAUCGAUCAUCGUCCCGAAUCAUGGAUUUUUUCGUUUCACCGUAUCAUCGAGGAGGAAGCCAAUCAGCAAGACGUCUUUGAGAAUAUCGGUCGACCUGUGAUCGACAGCGUCCUCGAUGGUUACAAUGGUACGGUCUUCGCCUAUGGUCAGACAGGUAGCGGCAAGACUUAUACGAUAACGGGCCAAAUUUCAUCGAGCAAAAGCCAAGGUAUCGUGCCAAGAAGUCUUAGUUACCUUUUCGACGUCAUUAAAAUGCAUCCGGAAAACAUUUAUUCCGUGGACGUGGCUUAUCUGGAAAUCUACAAUGAAUACGGUUACGACUUGCUCGAUCGAAAACAGCAGCAGCAGCAGCAGCAGCAGCAGCAGGUGCAGCAAGCUAUGCGUUUGGAAGAUUUACCACGCGUCAGGAUCCAAGAGGACGAAAAGGGGAAACUGCAUCUGAAGAAUCUGACCUACCAUAAUGUAAAGAGCGAAGACCGGGCGAUGGAGUUGUUCCUUAUCGGCGACUCGCGUCGCGUUACAGUUGACACUCCUACGAAUCCGCAAUCAUCGAGGUCUCACUGUAUUUUUACCAUCAUCGUGUCGAUAAAGCAAUUCGGCGCUAAUCGUUACAAAAGAGCUAAAAUGCAUUUGGUCGAUCUUGCAGGAUCCGAACGAGUUUACAAGUGCGCUAUUAGCGGGACCGUUUUGACCGAAGCGAAACAUAUUAAUCUGAGUUUGCACUAUUUAGAACAAGUCAUAGUCUGUUUGAAUCAGGAAAAUUCAGGUCACAUACCUUACAGAAAUUGUUUAUUAACCGCUAUUCUGAGAGACAGUGUCGGUGGAAAUUGCAUCACGACGAUGUUGGCUACGUUGAGUAUAUCUUCUGCGAACCUUCAGGAAACUAUAUCCACUUGUAGAUUUGCUCAAAGAGUCGCUUUAGUUAGAAACGAAGCUAAAUUGAUAUUAGAUCAUGAUUUGGAUAGCGAGAAUAAACUUUUACUAUUGGAGAAUGAAAAACUUCGAAAACAAAUCGAAGAAUUAAAACAUACGUUAUCCUCGCAAAACAAUAGAGAUCUUUAUGAAGAAAAAUUAGGUUAUUAUAAAAAUUUAGUAAUGCAAAGAGAUCAAGAAAUUUCUGUGCUUCUCGGUUUGUUGAAAAAAGCCAAAGCUAAAAAAGAUCAGCCAGAAGGCUUGAACAAAAUGUUAAUAAAAUCUAAAUCGAAAAUAGGAACACAAGAAAAUAUGGGCAAUAGUAAAGAAACGCAUACAGGUACACGAUUAGUUGGAAAUGAAAAGGACAAAUUACGUAUAAAACGAACGAUUUCAGCCGAACGUUUGUCAAAGACAAAUAAAUUACUGGAACCUAUAGGAAAGCAUGAUGUUGAAAAUAAUACGCUAUUCGAAAGGAAACGUUCUUAUUUAUUAGAAAAAUCUGUGCUAGAAAAAUCGAUAAUUGAAGAAAAUAUUGAAAAGAAGGAUAUUCCUUCCAACGAUUCGUCAAAGGAAACUAAUUCGUCAUUUAAUUUGGAUGUAAGUAAUGUAGAAGAAAAGUUAGAAACGAAGAAAAUCGAUGAAAAUGUAGAUAAUUAUAUCCCUUCCGUACAUUCCAAUGGGACAAGUGUAAAUGAAUUUUGUAAUUUAAUAAUAAGCAACGAUACUCUUCUUACUAAUUCCAUAACGAGCGACGAUCAGUUUGAAAAAAAACAUAUCGUAGAAACAAUCAAAUCUAAUAACCCUGAUAAUGAUUUAGAGAAAAACUUACCAUUGACCGGUGAUCCAGAGAUCGACGAAGAGAUCAUUGCGUUUUAUAAAGCUAAACGAUCUGGUGGAAUUUAUUAAAUACAACAGUUCCAACAUUUUACAACAUAUU
Molecule: messenger RNA, 2284 nt
Organism: Polistes canadensis
Lineage: Eukaryota; Metazoa; Arthropoda; Insecta; Hymenoptera; Vespidae
Product: kinesin-like protein KIF6
Exons: 11
Coding region: 25-2253 (742 amino acids)
Biological process (GO): microtubule-based movement
Cellular component (GO): kinesin complex; microtubule
Molecular function (GO): ATP binding; ATP hydrolysis activity; microtubule motor activity
Source: RefSeq, a predicted model, not a curated record